Trypanosoma grayi is the source of this 2586-nucleotide messenger RNA. Its product is annotated as putative transcription factor 25-like. NCBI's taxonomy places the organism in Eukaryota, Euglenozoa, Kinetoplastea, Trypanosomatida, Trypanosomatidae. The transcript has a single exon. Gene Ontology annotation, cellular component: RQC complex. The record is from RefSeq and is a predicted model, not a curated record. The coding region runs from base 1 to 2586 and encodes 861 amino acids.
AUGUCUGCCCGACAGCUGCGCCGCUUGCAAAAUCUCGUUAAGGUCUCAACAGGAGCCGAUGCCGACGACGACAAUGGCAAUGGCGCGGAGGAGUACCCCUCGACGAUGAAGAUGCCCAAAAGCGGCACUAAAAAAGCCAAAGGGCAGCGAGGGACGAGUGACCAACAGGCGCAGCGCCGAGAUCAUGUCCACCAGAAGCCAGAGAAACCACAACCCCAAGGGGAGGAAAAAGAACAACAGCAAAAGCAGCAGCAGCAGCAGGUUGUGACGACGAGCACCGCCAAAAAUGAGCCUCGUAAAAUGAAGAGUGGAGGAAGGGACGACAACGGGCCGGCGGCACAAUCAAGAGCGAUGAAGAAUGCCCCAGCCGAGGAGAAGCCGGUGAUAGAAGCAGAGGACGCCACGGUUAACAGUAGUCAGCAAGAGGUGAUGAAGAGACCACACAGGAAGAAGCAGCGCGGCAAGAACAACAAGGCGAGACGUCGCGAAGAAGAGCUGGAGGAGGAGCUGCUGCUUGAGGCGGUUCUUCGGCAGCGGGAAGGAGAUGCAAUUGGAAACAGUAGGCAACGUGAUGCAGGCUGCAGCGCGGAGGAAGAGACAGACUUGCUCGAGUUGCUCUCAAUAUGCGACCCCAAAAUGCUCGACACGCGGCUGGAGCGCAUCUGGCGCUUCGGCGUGGGGGCAGUGGAAGACGUUGGCGACGGCCGUGUGCCGCAGCGGCGGGCUGAUAGUAGACCAUCUUCGCUGCUCUUCGCCCAACACUUGCACACUCUGCCGCGGUUCCGACACAGCGUCUUGGCGACCCCUAACCGUUACUGCUGGCCGCCGUACUACAGCCUCGGAGAGUUCAUUGCAGCAAAAGAUGUGAAUAACAACAACAAUGGUGAAGAAAGCAGCAGCAACAGUAGUAACAGUGAUGGUUGUGGUUGUGGUUGCUGUGGUGGUGGUGGUGGUGGUGGUAGUGGUGGUUGCUCUCCUGUGCACUACUUGUACAAUGCCACUCCCGAGGCGCGCCGCGCGGAUGCGGCUCUGGCGUUCUGCGAGUCGCACCAUGGAGGUCUCGCGGGUAUCAUGGAGUGUAUUAGUUCUGCGCCGUAUCACAUUCCAACCUUAAUGGUUGCUAGCAGUGCAUUUGAGACGAUGGGCGAUGUGCCGCGCACACAGGAAGUCAUCGACCUCGCUCUCUACCAUGUUGGUGUGCUGCUUUCACGAUUCCCGCUGCGGCAGACAGUGCGUCACCGCUGUGUGCCGUUUUGUAUUCCUGCCAACAGGCAGGUGUUCCAGAUCCUACGCUGCGGUGUGCACCAGGCGCUCAGAAAGGCGGCUACGAGAGCUGCGUGGGAGAUAGCGAAACUGAUUUACUCCCUUGAUAGCACUGAUCCGCUCGGGAUGCUGUUGCAGCUCGACUACUUGGCACUUCGAACAAAGGGAUGGGGAUGGCUGUUGGAGGUGUACUUUAUUGUUACACGCGAACUGGCCCGCGACACCAACGGUGCUGAGGGCGAUACGGUGAGUCACAUGUGGUCCAACCGCACGCUGGCGUUGGCGCUGUCGGCCCUUCCCGGCUUUUUUUUCAGCGCCGCCCUUGUCAAACACUUUCUUGAGCGGGAGGAGCUGGCACGGGCAUGUGGGUCGGGGCCGGGGGAGAACAAGCCGUCCAAAGUUAUACGUGACAUGACGGCGGCGCAGCUCCGCGCCUUCCACAACACUCCGUCUGCUUCAGUGAUGCUGGCAGACGCCAUUGGAAGGUUCCCCUCCGCAGCAGUGCUUCUUGUCGAGAAAGUUGGGGAGCAGACGCUGCUGCCAUCGGCCCCGCCGCCAUGGCGGGACGUCGUGAAGGCGCACGAAACGUCUACCGAGGAGAGCUUGCAUGUAGCGGCGUUGUGGGUGGCAAGGAACACUGAGAUGUGGAAGGCAGCGGAGCCGACUGCCUUCUUGCGGCGAGUCCUUACAGAGGAUAAUGGGCUUUGGCUGUCGUCCUAUAGCCCUGCUGCUGCUGGUGCUGGUGCUGCUGCCGCUUUGCGCCGCACUGCUCUUCCCACGUCAUGGUCACACGCGUCGCUCAGGGAGGAGGACUUGAUGAAGCAGACGAUGAUGACGAUUCCCGCUCACUUGCUGGAUGCUGACGAAAUAACGGAAGAGGACAUGCGUGAUGCGACACGUCGUGCGACACUUCGAGAGCUGACGCCUCUGGAGCAGGAUGCUUUGUUGCGCUUCCGGGCCCUGUAUGGCCCUUUGUCACCGGCGACGCUUACGCCGGCGCAACAGCUCAUGCAGUACACUCUUAUGUUUGACGAGGAGGGACGGGAACGGCGCAUCGGUGAGGAGCAGAACCCCUUUAUGCUCUUCCUGCGGACAUUCUUGCCUUGGAACAGUACGAGGGACAUGGCACUGCUUGCCGCUCUGGAGGCCGCCGGCAUUCCCGAUCCUGUGGUGGAGAACAACAGGCAACGGCGGUUGGAGGACGAGGCGUUCUGGCAGCACGAGGAGGAGGCUGACGAAGCUGAGUGGGAGACGGAGAGCAGCUGGGAGAGCGACGAGUACGUUGGGAACGACAAUGAUACUGAGGAGAGUGGGGCUGCGUGA